AUGUACAAGCAUGCAUAUGUACCAUAUGGGAAGGACUUGCAUUGCGAGGAAUUGAAACUAGCCCUGAAUGACAUUUUCACCAUGGUUGUAAAGCUUGCUCCAAUCGUUAAUUCUCAGAGGAAUGAGUCUUUUAACAGCACGGUUGGUUCAAAGAAUCCCAAGAUUAGAUUCUAUGGUUGGAGUGAAAGCAAUGAUUUUCGUGUGGCAUACGCAAUGGCACAAACAAAUGUUGGUUAUGGGUACAUUUGUAGAAAACUGAAUUCAUUGGGGAUUGAACCUGGUACUAACUGUGAGGCAUAUGUUGAUGGAAUGAAGAGGAAAAGAGAUGGCGACAACACGAGAAAGAUAUUCUUGAAGUUCAAGAAGCGAAGGAAUGAGAUUCAUACCAAGCGAAUACAUGGUAUUUUAUCAAGUGAAAAGAAGUAGGGCAAGACAUAGGAGACAAAUAUUGGCCUCACAUUACCCAAAGCUAGUACCAGUACCAAUGCAAAUGAAGAACUAUUUUGCCCUGACCUACCAGCUGAUACACUAGCUUCAUAUGAAGAGAUUGUCCCACCCUAUACCCCAGACAACAAUGUUCUCCCAUAGCAUUCGACGACAAUGCCGCAGUAUUUUAUAACAUUGUUUUAUCGAUACUGAAACAAAUACGACAGGUAAACAAGCAGAAUUAUGACAAUUGGCAGCUAUAAAUCAGUCAAGUCUCGCCACAUUUUCCGAGUAUGUUUUGCUAAAUAAAAAUUUUGAUAAAUAUGCAUCCAGAGUAAACAACCUUUCGAUAAAAACUGUAGACGGUAAGAGAGUACUAUUUAAACAAUCAAAUCCUGUAUUGGCACUAACCUGUGACGAGGUUUUAUCUCCUUUUUGUCAAAUACUUCGAGAAUUUCGUUCGCGAAUGCCAGAAAUUGACAGCACACAAGGUCUGUACAGUUCUUGUUGGGCACAAUGCCAAGCCAUUUGACGUCCCAGUCAUACUUAUAACAGCAACAGCAGUAUUAUCGCGAAAUUUCAGUCUUUGGGCAUUUUCUUUGGAGAUGGUCUCUCGUUGUUCGUGUAUUUAGUAAAAUAAUCGAUUCUCAAAGAUCGAAAUGGAGAUAGCUGUGCGUUAAACCAGUCUGCUGUUUACAAGGCUUGGUUUGAUCAAGGUUUCGAUGCCCACGACGCGCUUGAAGAUGUGAAAGCUCUACAUCGUAUUCUGUUCUCCAAGCUGUUAAACCUUUCUGAAAAAGAUCUGAUCAAACAUUGUCAAGCAAUUCCAUUUGACGAAGCUUACCAGGACAAUCUGUAUCUAAACCAACGACAUCAAUUUGUGCAGACACUCGACACCAAACUGCAUGGAACAAUCAGCAAAGGCAUGGUCCAGAAUCGCCAGCAGUGGCUUGAGCUUCGCGAAUUUACAAAGUCCGUUUGA
Molecule: messenger RNA, 1408 nt
Organism: Paramuricea clavata
Lineage: Eukaryota; Metazoa; Cnidaria; Anthozoa; Malacalcyonacea; Plexauridae
Source: the annotation of a GenBank genome assembly